Molecule: messenger RNA, 1411 nt
Organism: Setaria italica (foxtail millet)
Lineage: Eukaryota; Viridiplantae; Streptophyta; Magnoliopsida; Poales; Poaceae
Exons: 2
Coding region: 227-1003 (258 amino acids)
Molecular function (GO): protein binding
Source: RefSeq, a predicted model, not a curated record
UCCCCUCCCGCUGCCGCGGGACUCGCUCUACAAGGAGGCGCAGCCCGCAUAGCGGCAACAGCGUCGCGCUGCCCCCACUCGCACCCACAACACCACCGCAGCGAAAAGCAGCCUCCUUUUCCCUUCGCCCCCUCCCCCCGCUCUCUCAUACCUCUCGCGCACUUCUUCCUCCCACUCCCACCCACACCUGCCAGGCCGGCCGGGGCGCCCCACCCCCCUGGCCUUGAUGACUACUGCCCCCAACAUCGAGAUGAUCGCCUCCUCGCUGCGCCACUGCUCCCUCAACGGCGGCGGUGGCGGCGGGAGCGGCCGGCGCCGGGGAGGCAGCGGCAGGCGCCGGGGCGGCGAGGGCGGCGACGACAGCGAGGGCGUCACCGUCGAGCUCAACUCCGACGUCGCGCUGCCCUUUCACUGGGAGCAGUGCCUCGACAUCCGGACGGGGCAAGUGUACUACAUCAACUGGGAGGACGGCACCCGCACGACGGUGGACCCGCGCACGACGUCGGCCUUCUCCUCGCCGACGCCGCGCUCGACGUCGUCGGCGUCCCGGCGCACCCGCCGCGCGUCCACCCCGUCGUCCGGCUACACCUCCGUGUCGUCCGUGGGCGUGGACGUCGCCGGCGCGUGGCGGGGCGCCGUCGCCGGCAACGACAGCGGCUACGACAACGACGACGAGGAGGAAGAGGACGAGGAUGAGGACGAGGAAGAAGAGGACGGCGAGGAUGACGAGGACGAGGCUGAGAGCAGCAGCACCACGAGCAGCAGCUCCAGCAGCACGGGCAGCAGCCGGGGCUCGGCCGUCUCGUCCACGCUCUCGUCCUUCUCCCCCACCGACGAGUCCGGCUCCGGCGACAAUGGCGGCGGCCUCGGCGCCGGGCACGUGCUCGUGGCGGCCGGGUGCCGCGCCUGCUUCAUGUACUUCAUGGUGCCCAAGCGCGCCGACGUGUGCCCCAAGUGCGGCAGCUCCGGCCUCCUCCACCUCAGCCGCAACGGCUACGCCUGAGGUCGAUGGGGCCAGCCAGCUCAUCGCCGCCGCCGGCGCAACCGCCCCGGCGCCGUAGUUCGCUAAUUGUAGGGGGACCUCUUCGCAGUCGUGCAAGCUCUGUUGCUUAGGCCUUGGUAGAUCUUCGAUAAGACUAGUUUUUCUUGCAGAGAGGUCCCCAAAUCCAAUCUUUGCCAUUGAUUCCUGCUACAUUGUACGCCAAUUGCCAAUGUAUGGGAGCAGAGAACAAUCUUUUCCUGAGUUCUUUUUUUUUUCCUUCUUUUCAUUUUUCGCUACUGUAUUUUCCCUGGAUGUCACUGUUUUUUUCCCUUUCACCUCUGCUUCUGAAAUUCUAACAAGGUGGAGAGAGACUAACCCCUCUUCUUCAUUUGCUCUGUUCUUCAUUUACCCUCUCAGCUUCAAGAAUAA